CUCGUGGCGAGGGGGCGGUUGACGUGACCGUCUAGAAGGUCGUGGGUGGCGAGACCAAGUUAGACUUGUGGAUGAACAGAGUGUUCACCAGCAUCUGCGAACUCCAGGAUGGAAGCGAGUCCGCGCGGCCGCCAUUGACCUUCAGGGGCUGUAUCCCCACGGACAAAUGACAAGGUCCGUCUGUUCGUCCUAACGUUCCUGGAGCCGGGCUGUGACUACCUCCCGGCAAUUUCCGGGCUGCCGUUCGACAAGAUGUGGGUACUGGCCCUCAAGAGCGUGCGAACGGAGGGUUUAUUUGACAAGCCGCUGUUCUUCGAGGAGCAGCAUGGUACGUGGGCCGUGGAAGUCGACGAAUGCGCGAAGCUUUUGGCGACCAUGUUCUUCUACAAGGAUGAAGCGGCAAUUGGCACUGCUCAUUUGACUCCAGCACAGCUGGUCGAAAGCGUUGACGGCGACGUCGAGGGCUACGUGGACGUGAUCCGCUACGCCAUCCUCCAACUCCCCAAGAAGAAGACGACAGCCACCUGACCGUCCUUUUUUUCCUUGCGCAAGCAGGCAGAACGAGGUAACGCCAUUAUCCGGUACUGGCAGAAUGGCCUGAGGGACACCAUGCCGGUGACAGAGUUUGCCGGCGAAGGAUGGAGCGUCGACCCACGAGGAAAGGGGAGCGACGGCGACGAACUCACAAAGGAGAACUGCGUGCUUGACCUGUCCGAGUAUGCUUACAUCGCCCCUGACCGAAAGACAGUGACGCUAGCGUGUGUUUGCAAUCCGGACACGGCCCUGUGCAACAGGUGCAGGUGCAAGAACAAGAAGUGCUCGCUCGCUUGCGGCUGCAGAAAUCGUUGCACCCUACGGCGGGCGGUGCCGGCACCCGUGCGAGCAGGGGGGAGGUCUGCGUCACGGCCUACAGUGGGUGCUCCUCAAACGAGGCGGGUAGAGGGCACCUCCCGACCCCAACCGCCCAUCGAGAGUCGACCACGGCCAUCCUACAGUGUUGCCAAUGCCAUGGCACUCUUUGCCGCCUCUUUGAGGCACCAGGUAUCGCACGGAGCGGAACAGAACGACGUGGAGGCGGGAACCCCCGAGUCGCCUGCGAGCAACGACGUUUCCGCCGGCGAGGCCGCGGAAUCUAAAAACGCAGAGUUGGAGGACCCCGAGUCGGACGAGAAGUGCGACGGUUCGGUCGGUGCACUCGACGAUUUGAUCCAGUUGGAUUCGAGCGAAUCUGGUUCCAGCGAUGGGGAAUCUGACGGGGUGAGCGAGAAGAGCGUCGAUUCCAACUGGAGUGGCGGAGACACAGAUGAUGGUGUUGCGGAUCUCGUAACCGACGCCUGGAACUGAGAUCUGGCUACUUCUUCAGGCAGGUCCGUCCGUGCUUGACUUCCGUUGGAUACAUCCAUCCACGAAAUACGACGACCCGGGGUACGAGAUAUCAGACGGACGAACUUCAGCCUAAUACUGAAAAGCCGGCUAGGGCGCGCGUUUCCGCCCUCGGCGAAUUUUCGUUCCUAAUAGUUGCGCACGUAGUUGCGCAGGGAGGUGGACCGGGGGGGGGUAUUAUUCUUCGCCCAAACCGGGUGUCCGUUGUUUAUUGGUGUGGUAUUCUGUUCUCCGCGUUUUUCCGGCAGACUGCCGGAAACGUAUUGUUGGGGUGCUGUGUGCGUUGGCCCGGUAUUGUGUGCGGUGUUCGUGUGUAAGUAUUUCCGGCGUUUUCGCCACACCCAAUGCUCAGGGCGUCCUCAUGUACAUCGAGACAAGUACUUCAAUGUGUA
Messenger RNA from Ectocarpus sp. CCAP 1310/34, 1775 nucleotides. The record is from the annotation of a GenBank genome assembly. NCBI's taxonomy places the organism in Eukaryota, Phaeophyceae, Ectocarpales, Ectocarpaceae.